This is a messenger RNA of Penaeus chinensis, 527 nucleotides long. RefSeq lists its product as uncharacterized. The transcript is spliced from 3 exons. The coding region runs from base 122 to 478 and encodes 118 amino acids. NCBI's taxonomy places the organism in Eukaryota, Metazoa, Arthropoda, Malacostraca, Decapoda, Penaeidae. The record is from RefSeq and is a predicted model, not a curated record.
GUCGUCUCCCGGCCAUCACUACCGGGGUUUUUCAUCGCAGGGGAUCCAGGGAUAUAAGAGGCUGCAUCUUCGCCACUUCUGCAGUUGACUUCCCUAGUCUGCACUAGAACAUUUCCGCAAGAUGAACUUCCGAGUCGUCCUCCUGGUGGCGCUGGCGGCGGCCGUUUGCUCGGCGCAGGAGCAGUCCCCCCUCGGCCCCCUCCUCGAGCUCGUCACCGCUGAGGAACUCGACCUGUUCAUGAAAGCCUCGAGCAUCAACCUUGAUACCUGCAUCGGGAUUCUGAAGAACGGCGCCAAGUGUAGGAUGGGAGCUAAGCUGUUCCUUAAACUGGCUAACAGUCUCUCUGACUCCGGGUUCCAGUGCAACACGUGCAGCCCAGAGCACCAGUCUCUUAUCGACAGAACCUUGGCUAAGGUCAGAGCCAGUCCUGACUGUCCAGCGCUAGCCACGGCCAUUGCUCACGCUAAUUUAUGCUAAGGAACUCUGUGACAUGGUGCUGCGACAGAGGUAGUUAAUAAAUUUAUGU